Molecule: messenger RNA, 1293 nt
Organism: Hyalella azteca
Lineage: Eukaryota; Metazoa; Arthropoda; Malacostraca; Amphipoda; Hyalellidae
Product: neurogenic differentiation factor 1-like
Exons: 2
Coding region: 47-1165 (372 amino acids)
Molecular function (GO): protein dimerization activity
Source: RefSeq, a predicted model, not a curated record
UGAGGAACCAGCAGAAAAAAAUAUAAAUGCGCAGACAAAAUUAAUAAUGUCGUCUGGAUCAAACUCUGCAACUAAUUCUCCAAGUAAAGUCUCUUCCAUUCCCAAUACCGAGCACAAAAAAGUCGAUGAUUCAAUGACGAAUCCUGCUACUCUUCCUACGCAUCCUCUUCCUCAAACAGAACCACCGUCAGCCAAAAUAUUAAAUUCCUCUUCAUCUGCGCCCGAAACUCAACCAAAAGUGAGGCCCGCAAGCAGCUGCAGCGCAGAAAUGUCGCACCACGACACGAAAUUCUCAUCAUUUUUAGACUCGCUGGUAAAGAAAGAAGGUGAAGACGACGGCAGCGACAGGAGCGGUGAAUCUGGAUGUGAAGAAUUCGAGCUCUCGACUGAUGAUGGGCAAAACUCACAAGAUUCUCAUCAGUUUGUUGGAAGUCGGAAGUCUGGAUCUUGCAACGCCACAUCUAAAUCUGAGGAUAAAGAUGUUAAUGACGAGAAUAUAAUUAAUGGCAGUAGUGAGGCCGGUAAUAAGUCUUCUGGUGGCAGUAGAAAACGACCUCGGAGUCCGUCCCAAGUCGCGAGAGUGAAGAGAUGCAGGAGGAUGAAAGCCAACGAUAGAGAGAGAAACAGGAUGCACCUUUUGAACACUGCCCUAGAACGCCUGCGUCUGACACUGCCCACGCCCCCCGACGACACAAAGCUCACCAAGAUCGAGACGCUGCGGUUCGCCUACAACUACAUAUGGACGCUGAGCGAAAUGGUGCGCAGUUGCGACCUAAUGGGUGGUAGUCCACGACUGCCUUCAAGCGCUAACUUCCAUAAUGGCAGUAUCAUGGAUAAUCCAAAUGGGUUUUUCCACAUGGGCUUUCUAUCAAAUGGAAUGAGUCCCAGCGGACAAGACAUGAACCCUAUGCAAGGAUUUUAUCAUCCUUCAAAUACUAACGGGGCUUUCAGAACGCAAGAAGUACCGCAGUGUCAUGAGAUGGGGGCUGCUUUGAAUGUUGGGAUGGUUAGUAACGCUCCCCUGCAUCCCCAGACACCAUGCGAGUUUACUUCCCCACGAGAGGGGAUGGCAGGCUGGGGGACCAUGACUUCAUCCCCACCCACAUAUAAUACCCACCCACCAACCUACUCUCCAUUUCCCCCGCAUCCUUAUCAAGUCCAAUGAUUUUCAUUAAAUCGAAUAAAAUUGCUUGCAAAUAUUUUCCAUUGAUCUAUUAAUUAAGAAGUCCCGUUCAUAUCUCAGCAUUUUAAUUCGACAUAUUCAUCAUGAAAAAUAUUAUAGAACUUAGAGCC